Molecule: messenger RNA, 1278 nt
Organism: Diaporthe amygdali
Lineage: Eukaryota; Fungi; Ascomycota; Sordariomycetes; Diaporthales; Diaporthaceae
Product: Calcium-dependent protein kinase 16
Exons: 6
Coding region: 1-1278 (425 amino acids)
Biological process (GO): intracellular signal transduction; protein phosphorylation
Molecular function (GO): ATP binding; protein serine/threonine kinase activity
Source: RefSeq, a predicted model, not a curated record
AUGCCUGGCGACGCCCGGGUCCCCAUCGCACGGGAAGCGCAAGAGCUAGCUGUCGGUGUCGCUGUCGCGGUCGUCCCACCGCAGCUGCUUGCUCAGGUGGAUGACGACAGGGUUCCGCAAGGCCUGCAGGCCUGCAGGGCCUGCAGGGCCAGGAAAACCGGCUUCUGCACGGAUCACUUGCAGACCCUGCGCCAGUGUGCGCCUUUCGACCGCUCAAAGGGCCUUGACGUCAUGCCAGAACCACAUGGUCAGGAAUGCGCUGUGGACCUCAGUCAGGAUGCUACCUCAACCUCUUUCAAACGCCUGGUCAUUCAUCUGCACAACAUCUACUGCAACGUGCACACAACGCGUUGCACGACGUCGCCUUUGUCCCUGGUCUGCAACUUCCCGCCCGGCAUUCCGGCAUUCCGAUCCUGCCGGCGAGGUGGGCCUUCCCGGGCGGAUAACUGUCGAUUCUCCAUCUACUCCACCGUCCCCAUCGGCGUCAAGGCCCGUGCUGUCGUCGUCUGCGCUCAAUCGGGACCUAUGGUUAGCGAGUUCGCCAGCCAAAUUGCGCAGGUCGCUAUUAUCAAGAGAUGUCGGAACCAAGAUGAUCCACGCACAAAGACACGGUUUGGCAAUGAAGUCAACACACUGAAACUCGUUGCAUCUCAUAAGCACAUUACGCAGCUCUGGGAUGCAAAUAUCAGUCAGCUUACUCUCACCUUACGCGUCGAGUCGGGGCGGAGUCUGGACAAGUACGUGGAUGAUAAUUGGAAGUCAACGCUCUCUCCGGAUUCCCCGGUCACCCUAUGGAAGCAAAUCUCCAGCGCCCUAGCCUACUUGCACGCAAAUUCCAUCACGCAUGACGACGUCAAGCCCGACAAUAUUAUGUGGGAUCCCGCUAUCCAGCGUAGCGUCCUGAUCGACUUCGGCGCCGCGCUAAAUCACAAAUCACUGCCGGCCGACUGGUUUAAUCCCUCAGGGACGCCACCUUAUGCGCCUCCUGAGUUCCUUCAGCGGAGGAAAUGCAGCGCUGGCGAUGUCUGGGCUCUUGGAGUGACGAUGCUUUUUGCGUUCAAGUAUAUCAAGUUGCCUGAUGGGGAGUGGAUCUUGCCACACAUAUUUGAGCAAGAUUUGGUGUUGGAGGAGAUGAAGAGCUGGCUCAGAGAGGUUGACGGGUGGAAGAUGGAAUUAGCUAAUGGGAAUCAUCAUCUGCUGGCGGAUAUGUUGGAGCAGGACCCGAAUAAGAGGAUUACUGCCACAGGACUUGAAUUGCAGCUUGAAGGCUUAAUAUGA